AUGGCCCCUCGUAUUCACAUCAAGCAACAGGAAACUCGUCACCCGUCAUGUCAACUCGAGAUCGUGGUGAUUGGCGCAGGUCUUGCCGGGCUUGGGUCUGCAAUUAGCUGUGCCUUAUCCGGACAUAAAGUGCACAUCCUCGAAGCCGCCUCGGAAAUCAAAGAAGUCGGAGCUGGAAUUCAGGUUUUGCCUAACAGUUCUCGUGUCCUUCAACACUGGGGCCUGGAAAAGGCAUUGACACCCCACAUGACACUACCGAGAGUCUGUAAUUUCAUCGGAUGGAAAGGAAACCCCAUUUCCUUCCUGGACUUUCAUCAAUCCGAGCAGAACUACCCAGGUACCUGGUACCGGGACUUUCAUCGUGCAGACCUGCAGAAAUGCCUUGUCAAUCGGGCUUUAGAGCUCGGUGUUAAGAUAACGUGCAACUCAAAAAUCGUCAAUGUUCACGUUAGCCCAGAUGGAGCAACUGCAACUGUUAUCGCCACGAGUGGAAGACGAUGGGAAGGAGAUCUAGUGCUCGGGGCAGACGGAGUAUUUGGAAAACUGACAGAAGAGCUGCUUGGGCGUAGUGAUCCGCCCGUAAAAACGGGUGACCUUGCAUACCGUCUACUUUUAUCUACGGAUGAAAUGCGCAAGGAUCCUGAGCUUGCGCCGUUCGUGAACGACCCCCAAGUUAAUUAUUGGCUGGGUCCCGAUGCUCAUGCUGUGAACUAUGUUCUCCGUGGAGGCGAUCUCUUCAACAUGGUCCUACUUGUGCCCGACGACAUUCCGGAGGAGUCGCUAGCUUCUACAAUCGAAGGAAAUGUGGAGGAGAUGUGUGCAUUGUUUGCUGGUUGGGACCCAACGAUUCAAAAAUUAUUGAAGCUCUGUCAAUCUGUACAAAAAUGGCGUCUUUGUAUCCGGUUCGGAGACUUUGAUUGGGCACAUCCGUCUGGGGCAUGGGUCAUGAUAGGUGACGCAGUACAUGCUACUUUGCCAUAUCUAGCAUCGGGCGCGGGAAUGGCCUUCGAAGAUGGCGCAGUUCUCGGUGAAUGUCUCUCACGACUCCCCAACAGGCCUCAAAUUACCAAAUUGUCCUCUGAAUUUCUCAGCGCAAAACGGCAUGCCCUGUCUGUUUUCCAAGAAUGUCGCAAACAGCGCACAAAAAUGGUUGUUGAACGUGGCAACCUUCAGCAAUACCUAUAUCACCUCCACGAUGGUCCAGAGCAACAAGAAAGGGAUCGAAAGAUGCAGAUGGUGCCCACGCCAGAAGGGGAGGCAUUGGCCUGGAGAGACCCCAGUCUAGCUCCCAUGCUUUUGGGCUACGAUCAUAUUGCAGAUGUUGAUCGGUGUUGGGGGCUUUCUCAGGCCGCUGCUGAUGUCAUAGAGUCUCGUCUGUAG
Messenger RNA from Penicillium angulare, 1380 nucleotides. RefSeq lists its product as uncharacterized. Lineage: Eukaryota; Fungi; Ascomycota; Eurotiomycetes; Eurotiales; Aspergillaceae. Bases 1 to 1380 code for a protein of 459 amino acids. Gene Ontology annotation, biological process: secondary metabolite biosynthetic process. Gene Ontology annotation, molecular function: FAD binding; monooxygenase activity. The record is from RefSeq and is a predicted model, not a curated record. The transcript is spliced from 5 exons.